Messenger RNA from Schistosoma intercalatum, 1639 nucleotides. The record is from the annotation of a GenBank genome assembly. Lineage: Eukaryota; Metazoa; Platyhelminthes; Trematoda; Strigeidida; Schistosomatidae.
GAUUUUGGCGCAAAAUUCAUUCAUCCAUCUAGUUAAAAAGUGCUUAGGGAUUUUAGCUUAUGUCAGUUCGUGAUGAAAACUUCAAAUCUAGUUUCUAACAACCAACUGUAAAUCACAAUCCUUACUCUUUACACGGGUUUAUAACUCUCAUUUAGCUCUAACAGGUCGUCCAUAAAUUAUAGUCUCACCGUACGCGUUAUAUAGAGGAAAAAAUGUUAGAUCAGCGAGCAUUUUAUGAUAACAUUCAUUGCAGCCGUUGCGACGUACUCCAUCAUUAACCUGGGAGCAACAGAUAUCAAUCCUUUGUAAAAUUCAAUUGUAGUAGUUACUUCUUGUCCAUCUAGACAAUCAUCAUAAUCAUCAUCUAAUGUGUAGUCAAGAAGAAGACGAAGAUUGUUCUUGUGUAUUCAAUUCAAUCAUUAAAAAGAAUGAAAGACUAUCCUAUUGUAUUAAAUGUCAAUCACAAUCAUCUGUAUUAAUAAGAAAAGAUGAUCCAUCUUUAUGCAAAUCAUGUUUUAUUCAUCAUUGUUUACAUAAAAUCAAUAUGAUAUUUGGAAAAUAUAAACUAACAACUACUCAAAUGAAUAAUAGUAGUAGUAAUAAUAUGGCUAUAGCAUAUUCUGGUGGUCAAAAUUCAUCUACUUUAUUAAACUUAAUCAUACAAUAUCAUAAUCAUAACGAUAAUGGAAUAAAGAAACGAACUAGAAGGAUGAUCCCAAAAGUAUUUCAUCUAAUUGAACCAUAUGAUUCAGAAGAUCAUUUGAAAUUAAUUACAAAUAACAUGAAGAAUAGUCAUUAUGAAUAUCAUAAUAUUUCUAUGAAUGAAGUUUCAGAAAUGAAUAAAUGGGAAAGUAAAUUGACAUCUUCAUUACUUACUAGUCAACAACGAUUUCAUGAUUAUUAUCGAUUAAAUUUAUUAAUUGAUUGUGCAAGAAAACUUGAUUGUAAAUAUCUCGUUUUAGGUGAAUGUAGUAAUAGAGUUACAGUGAAAUAUUUAUUAGAAAUUAUAGAAGGUCGUGGAAAUCAUAGCAGUAUACAAACAUCAUUCUUAGAUGAACGAUACCAAGAUAUAACAAUUGUUAGACCAUUACGUGAUUUUCUGGCGAAAGAAAUAGCUUUAUACGCUCAUUUUAUGCAUUUGGAAUUUGUUACACCCAAUGAUCCAUUAACAUCAAUUGUUCUUAAAAAUCCUAAUGUCAAUACAUUGGAAAGAUUAACUCAAGAUUUCUUAGCUACAUUGCAAACUGGUGGAUUCCCAUCGACUACUGGAACUAUUCUUAGAACAUCUUCGAAAAUUGUUCUGGAAAAUGACUCUCAAAUUACAUGUAGUUUCUGUCAUUUUCCUGUAUCCAAUACUGACUCUUCUAAUGAUCCUGACAAGUUGGCUACAAAAUCCAUGAUACAUUCUUCGUCUUUAUCUAACCCUGAUUCUUUUAAUAAAAAAACAGUUACUGGAAUUAUUGACAAAGACUUAUGUCUCUCCUGUUCACUAAUGUUCAAAGAACUUUCUCUUUGUACAUGAAUAACAAUUUUAAUACUUUUUCCCAGUUUCUGUUUUGAUACUUUUUAUCCCAAAUUGUACAGGCCCACUAGAUAAAAAAAAGUGGUAACACAAUUAAAGAUGCAAUCUUCUAAGAAA